Messenger RNA from Trichogramma pretiosum, 4080 nucleotides. RefSeq lists its product as uncharacterized. Gene Ontology annotation, molecular function: ligand-gated monoatomic ion channel activity. Gene Ontology annotation, cellular component: membrane. NCBI's taxonomy places the organism in Eukaryota, Metazoa, Arthropoda, Insecta, Hymenoptera, Trichogrammatidae. The record is from RefSeq and is a predicted model, not a curated record. Bases 232 to 4080 code for a protein of 1282 amino acids. The transcript is spliced from 19 exons.
UUUAUCUUCUAGCACAGUUGGACUAGUUGACAUUUAAGAAAAAAAGGAUUACAUCACCAAUUACACGUCGUGUUAACGUUUUUUUUCUUAGUCGACCUAUAAAAAAAUGUUGAAUGAGUAAUUCGUUAUAAACUACGGUGUUACGUUAAAAAAAGGACAUUUCUCCCGUGGUGGAGGAAUAUUUUUCGUGCAAAAUUUCCGACACAUAUUAAAACAGCCAUCACGAGCCGCAUGAUGAUAACGAGGCAAUUCUUCAUACUUUAUGUUUUUGCGACAAUCUCUAGCAAGGCCAAGGAAAUCGAUAUUCAAUUCGCCGACGACUAUUACAAAGACAAAGACAUACGCACGAUUGUCGCCUUUGGAUGCUGGAGUCCGGAAGAAUCCAUCCGAGUUUUCCGGAAAAUAUCAUCGCAAAAUACUAGUUUAUUAUUGCUCGGCAUUACUAAUGGCCUGAAUAUGAAAGCAAUUUUGAAGGUGAACUAUUACAAACUCGGCGUUUUCCUCGAUUUAGACUGUCCGGAAAGCGAAAUCAUUUUAGAUCAGUUUAUCGACGAGAAGCUGCCCUUCAAUGAGUCGUUCUUCUGGCUACUAAAAAUAUCUCGUAGUGCAGAAGACGACGACUAUAACGACCGCAAGUUAAUGCCCGUGGACACGCUCGAGCGGUUGCCCCUCAGCGUAAAUGCCGAAUUAACACUUGCGGUGCGCGAGCAAGACCACUUUGAGCUUUACGACGUGUAUAAUCCGAGCUACAGGCACGGCGGAAAGUUAAACGUCACGAGAAUGGGAGCUUGGGACAUUGAGAGCGGUAUGCAUAAUGAACUGACGCAAUACAAGUACAAAAGACGCGGCAAUUUGCAUGGAAUGUAUUUGAAUUUUUCCAUUGUCGUUGAUUUUCCACCGAAAGCAGUGGAUAUGGCGACUUAUUUAAUGGAACCCAUCGACAGACAUUUAGAUACGAUGCAUCGUUACAAUUAUGCUUUGAUUUUGUACCUCAAAGAUUACUACAAUUUUACAAUAAACCUGAUGCGCGGCGAAACAUGGGGUUACCUCAUAAAUGGUACUUUUAAUGGCAUCGUAGGAGAUAUGCUGAAGGGUAUCGUAGAUAUUGGAGCCUCCCCAUUCCAAUUUAAACCCGAAAGAUUAGACGUGAUGGAUUACACUGUACAAGGGUACAUGGCAAGAGCAGUCAUCAUAUUUAGGCAUCCAGAGCGGCAGGAACUGAGCAAUAGUUUUUUCGAGCCAUUCUCACGGAGCGUUUGGAUCUUAACCGUCAUCAUCGGGUUGUUGAAUUGGCUUUUAAUGUACGUGACAAUUAGAUUCGAAAAACACUUUCUGCGUCACGACGAAACUUCGAGUCUGUACACAAAAACCGAAUCCGAGACGUUUCUCAUAACUACCGCGGCAAUUUGUCAACAAGGAUUGAGCGACACUCCUCAAGUGUAUUCUGGGAGGAUCGUAUACGUGUCUCUAUUUCUAUGGGCUCUGCUGCUUUAUCAAUUUUAUUCCGCCAGCAUAGUCGGCUCGCUUCUCGCUGAAAAACCUCGAUUCAUUAAAACCAUCAAAGAUCUUACUUACAGCAAUCUUGAAGUCGGAAUUGAAAACAUGCCCUACAAUCACGACUUUUUUCGGACGACUACCGACAAAACUAUCAUCGAGCUUUUCAACCGUAAAAUUGCUUUAAACAAGAAGCGAAAGAAGUACCCCUAUUACACGGCAGAGGAGGGUCUGAAAAAAGUCCAAGCCGGAGGGUUUGCGUUCCAAGUCGAUCUAGCGACGGCGUAUAAAUUCAUAACCGAAACUUUUAAUGAAAAUGAAAUAUGCGAUUUGCACGAGAUACAACUAUUUGAACCCAAACACACGGCUACUUGCACCAGUAAGCAUUCACCUUUCAAAAAAAUGGUGACUUAUGGGUUACGUCAAGUCGUGGAGCAUGGGAUGACGCGUCGUUUAGAGAAAAUUUGGAAGCACAGGCAACCCGAGUGCCCGGAAAGUCACAAUUCAACUCCAACCCCGGUGAACCUCAAUCAAUUUAGUCCGGCAUUAGUAAUGCUCAGUGCUGCCAUUGCUAUAGCAAUAUUCAUUAUGCUCGUUGAAAAUAUCGUUCGGAAGUACGCCUAUCGGCUGAAUUCUUCAAUUUUGAUUAUGACCAAUGUUUUAAAACAACUAGUUUUAUAUUAUUUUAUUGUAGUUUUGAAAAAAUGCUCAAGUUAUACGAUUCUUCAUCCAGAUUUUGUUAUAGAAUAUUUUCAAGGGAGAAAUAUUGAACAAAUUGUAGUGUUUGCUUGUUGGGCCAAUUACGAUGUAUUCAAUCAUCUGCGGGGUGUUCAGAAAGGAAAUAAAAGAGUUUCAUACAAUGAAAUUCAAGAUGAUAUGAGAAUGGAUAAAAUUUUAAAUGUUAACUACUAUAAAAUUGGAGUGAUUCUUGAUUUGGACUGUGAUGGAGGUUUGAAUACUUUCAAUCAGUUUUCUUCUGCUCGUUUAUCAUUCAACGAAUCUUACAACUGGUUGGCGGUUACUGCAGCCUCAGAAGUACCGAUAAAACAAUUAGAAAAUUUACCUCUCACCAUCGAAUCCGAACUGAGUGUGGCACUUGUGGGUUCAUCUAGUUAUGUUCUCUACGAUGUAUAUAAUCAUGCUUAUCGUCAUGGUGGAUUAAUCAAUGUUACUUCGCUGGGUCAUUGGGAUGCCUCUGAGGGUCUAAAAAACCAAUUAACGCAGUAUAAAUAUACGAGAAGACAGAAUUUUCAUGGAAUACCAUUAAAUUUUUCUUAUGUCCUUAUUAAUAAACCUGAACCUGACCUGGAUACUUACUUAUCGACUCCUAUUAAUCCUCACUUGGAUACUAUGAUACGAUUUCAUUAUGCAUUAAUCAUGCAACUGAAGGAUUUUUACAAUUUUAGCAUCCAUCUUACUAAAGCAAAAACUUGGGGAUAUCUUAUCAAUGGAUCCUUCACUGGAAUCCUUGGUGAAAUGAUUAAUGGCACAGUUGACAUAAGUGUAGCUCCUUUUCAAUAUAAAAUGGAACGACUUGAUGCUUGUGAACAUACUGUAGAAACUUAUGUUGUCAAACCUUGGCUGAUAUUUCGUCACCCUAAAAAGAGUAAUCUGAGGAAUCCAUUUUUAAAACCGUUCCGCCCAAAUGUUUGGUGGUUAACAUUGGCAGUUAGUAUAACCUGUUGGGGUGUAUUACUGAUAAUUGUCAAACUUGAAAUUCAUUACAAAGGAAAACGAGAACAAUCUCUUUACACCGAUGCUCCUUCAGAAACUGCACUUAUCACUUUUGCAGCUGUUUCGCAACAAGGCCUAAGCGAUGGACCGAAAGUAUUUUCUGGACGUAUAGUAUUUAUCACCCUUUUUUUAUGGGCCUUAAUGAUGUAUCAAUUUUAUUCUGCAAGUAUCGUUGGUUCACUUUUAGCACCACCUGCUAGAUUCAUAAAAAACAUGAGAGAUCUAGCAAACAGUGAUUUACAAGUAGAAUCUGAAGAAACUCCCUAUAUACAUGAUUAUUUCAAAACGACCAUUGAUCCAAAUGGAAUAUAUUUAUGGGAGAAAAAACUCAAGCCAAGUCCUAAAAAAAAGACUUGGACAACAACAGCGAAGGAAGGCUUAGAGCGCGUGAAAAAAGGUGGCUGGGCACUUUUUAUUGAUAGUGCUACUGCUUAUAAAAUUAUCGAGGAUACUUUCACGCAAUCUGAGAUUUGCGAUCUAGCGGAGGUCGAACUUGUGUCUCCAAGAUAUGUUACAAUAGUAACUAGUAAACGUUCUCCAUUCAAGAAAAUGGUUAUCUAUGGCUUACGUAAAAUGGUGGAAUCUGGAAUAACAUCUCGCUUGACAAACAUCUGGAAACAUCGCCGUCCUGCAUGUCCUGAAAGUCAUCGUUCAAAACCAGUACCCGUAGGAAUGCAAGAGUUUAGUCCAGCUAUCUUCAUGAUCGCGGGUGGUUUGAUCUUGGCAACUUGUGUGAUGCUGUCUGAAAUUUUGACUUCUAUGCGUCAUAAUAGCAGUCAAAAGUUUUUUUGUUGUAAUAAUGCGAAGUUUGAAGAAACAUCUGAAGAUACUGAAUCUAAUCUAUCAGUGUAA